AUUCCGGUCACUGGCAUCCAUAAACGGCAUUUAUUCCGGGUCUCUGGUGACUUGAUUGCUAGAGCAUACCAAUCCGUACGAUAGUCGAUGCAGGAGUAUCAAACCAGACAUUGGAAGCGGCUCGACUUCCUCAGCACUAGAGCCAAAGCGUAUCAAGAUAUUCGCUACAUGUCUUGGGCCUCGCGGAUCUCUCGUCCGAUCCAUGAUAGCCCUUCUCCCGACAUAAGCCAUCCGUGGCAGUCUACCGAGGAUGGCAAAAUCCGGAUGAAAGACAUACUCUGUAACAUCGUUACAUUUUUACUGUUUUUUAUACUAGCUUCUCGCGCUACCAAAUUGAUAUCUGGGAUCGCUACUGGCGAUAUCAUAUUCGCUUUUCCCCGCAUAGUGCAGAUAAUCAUACAUUUGGUAUCAUACAUGCUAAUAUAGACAUCGAAAGCCCGUGUAGGUCUGUCCUAGUAAUGCUGACGCUCCGUAACGUGAACAUUAUCGAACCGAACCGGGGAGGUAGCUAUGCCCCCUUCCAGCUCCCAGUUAUGGAAGUCAUGCUUGGUCCAAGG
Messenger RNA from Aspergillus piperis CBS 112811, 557 nucleotides. RefSeq lists its product as uncharacterized. The record is from RefSeq and is a predicted model, not a curated record. Lineage: Eukaryota; Fungi; Ascomycota; Eurotiomycetes; Eurotiales; Aspergillaceae. The coding region runs from base 88 to 426 and encodes 112 amino acids. The transcript has a single exon.